Molecule: messenger RNA, 747 nt
Organism: Adineta ricciae
Lineage: Eukaryota; Metazoa; Rotifera; Eurotatoria; Adinetida; Adinetidae
Source: the annotation of a GenBank genome assembly
AUGCUUGGUUGCUGCAUCUAUACUUAUGACAAAAAGAAUUCGUCGCCAUUUGCUAUGAAUACUGAUGUGCAACAUCAAAACAUACCUCGAGAAGUUGCUGCUGCUGCUGCUGACGAUGAUGAUGACGAGCAAAGCGAAGGAGAAUUGAGUUCAGAUAGUGAUAAUGAUGAGAUGCUUUCUCAAUCAACAAAUCAAAUCCCACAAACAGGUCAAUCUUGGACGAAUAUGUUAACGGAACGAAAUCUUUCGUCCAUAAUGUCCAAUGCUUUCGCUGAUAAUUCUCAAAUUAUUCAUAUCGACGAUCCUAUAGCUCAACAAAGUGCGAAUCCUUUAACAUACGUUUUUCCGCCGGGAACCAACGUCGAAGAAUAUUUCGAACGAAAACAAAAGCAAACCGAAAGCAAACCGAAACGAAAACCAACUCGCCGCGAUUUGAAAAAUCUUUCACAUUUGUUGAAUAAAGAAAGAAAUGAAGACCUUCUCCGUGCAAUUCUCGAUAUUAUCGGCUGCCGACGUGCAUUCCAAUACGCUCAUGAAGCCAUUCGCUUGCAUAAAACCAAUGAUCCAUCAAUCAUCAAAUCUGAUAAUGGACAAACUCGAACGCUAGGCGGAACUUAUUUUAAAAUGUUUCUGAGCGAUAAUGACAAUCAUUUGAUUACUCCGAGUGAACGCGAUGAAAUUAAAAAACGAAAUCAAGUUUUACAAAAAACGAAGAAAAAACAGAUGAAAAAACAAAAGAAAAAAUGA